CUCUGAAAAAAGGAACAACAACAAAGCAAGUGUAAAACCCCUCGGAUUUUAAUAUUUUGAAGAACAUAAUAGGACAAGAUUUAAUUAAAUUUAAAGUAUGUCGACUAAAGUUAUCGCCACAGCAACAGUUCGAGCUGUUAAACGAAGAUUGAUGCCAAUGCGUGCAGCCAUUACUUUAACACCAUCAGCUGUUCAAAGAGUCAAGGAGUUAUUGGAUGGAAAGAAUGAGUUUAUUGGAUUAAAAAUCGGUGUAAGGCAGAGAGGAUGUAAUGGACUGUCUUACACUCUAGAUUAUACAGCCACAAAGGAUAAAAUGGAUGAGGAAGUACUUCAGGAUGGUGUGAGGAUAAUUAUAGACAAAAAGGCACAAUUAAGUCUCUUAGGAACAGAAAUGGAUUUCGUUGAAUCCAAACUAGCUUCAGAAUUCGUUUUCAAUAAUCCAAACAUUAAAGGAACUUGUGGAUGUGGUGAAAGCUUUAACAUUUAAAUCAACAGCUAAUGUCCAAUGAUGAUAAUUAAGCAUGAAUCUAUAUAAAUUAGUGAAUGGAAAUUUCUAGAUGUACAAAAAUCACAGCAACAAAAUUCUUUAAGUUUUAAAAUUUU
Molecule: messenger RNA, 603 nt
Organism: Chironomus riparius
Lineage: Eukaryota; Metazoa; Arthropoda; Insecta; Diptera; Chironomidae
Source: the annotation of a GenBank genome assembly